AUGGCGUUUAUGUUGGUGGCUCCUUGCGUCGCCAUGGUGGCCAUGUUUAUCGUUCUUGUCAUUAUGCUUAUUCUGAGAUGCGGUGGUCGCCUUGGUUUGCGCCAUCACGCUUUACCGGAUAGGAACGAGCUCGAGGAGCAUACCUAUGACCAGAAGGUUAGCUAUGCCUGAUCGGAGGUUUGAUUGUGUUCACAUCAUGUUGCAGAGUAGUGAAUCGAAAGUAACAACAGAUAUUGGAAUAUCGAUUCAAAUAACGGAAGGAAAACCAAAUUGCCUUAUACAUAUAACUCCUUAUAGUUUUUUUUAAUAUUUAACUGACAGAAUAUCAUGCAGAUAAACUUUAACGUAGUAAAAUUCAGAUUACAUAAGCUAUUUAUGUCAGUCAGUGAAUCUCGAUCACAAUCUUGAAAUAUUCAUAAUUAUUUGCCAUUUGAUUUGAACACCCAAGAAAGACUACACUUUGUCUACAAGCACAGAAAACAGGCUGAGACCAUGUCCGAUUUUUAUUAAUUCAUGUAGGUAUUAUAUUCUAUAGAUUUAUUGCCCAGGACAGCUAUAUAAGAAACGAAUUCCAUCCAAUUUUGACUGUGUUUCUAUCUGAAACGCACAAUUUUAGACUUACUUUACUAUGAGUAUAUAACAAACGAUUUUAAGUUUUAAUUAUUAAGCAAUAAACAUGAGCAUUCCAAUAAAAAAUAAAUUUUAAUC
Messenger RNA from Malaya genurostris, 708 nucleotides. RefSeq lists its product as uncharacterized. The coding region runs from base 1 to 171 and encodes 56 amino acids. The record is from RefSeq and is a predicted model, not a curated record. The transcript has a single exon. NCBI's taxonomy places the organism in Eukaryota, Metazoa, Arthropoda, Insecta, Diptera, Culicidae.